Messenger RNA from Saccostrea cuccullata (small rock oyster), 1920 nucleotides. Its product is annotated as UPF0489 protein C5orf22 homolog. The record is from RefSeq and is a predicted model, not a curated record. Lineage: Eukaryota; Metazoa; Mollusca; Bivalvia; Ostreida; Ostreidae. The transcript is spliced from 4 exons. Bases 279 to 1820 code for a protein of 513 amino acids.
UGUUGCUACGUGCCUGAAUUCUUUUCCUAAUAUAUCUGAUAAAAACAUUGAUCAUGUUGAUAGUGAUGACAUUUGUUACAACAAAAUAUCUCAUUUGAAUAUCUAAAUUACCGAUAAGAUUCACUGUUGCGUAAAUUAAUAUUAGUAAACACUCCUCUUUGCGCAUUUUUAAACCAAUUUCUAGUUCUUAAGUACACGCGACUUAUUGCUGAGGGAAAGAAUGACCAGAUUUUUAACAAUAUUUCUACAGUCCGCGACGAGUAUUGGACGUCAUAGCUAUGUCGAGACGAGUUUGUUUUGGAUUUAAAUUCAGAUUCGUUUCAUACCUGUGCAUUUUUUGUAUAUUAGCUGUGAUGAUUUUAUUAACAUUUUAUGCCAAAAAUUCUCAAGAUAACAGAGAAAAAUUAUCUGGAAAUCUUAUUAAAGAAAAAUCCACAUUGUCGAUCAUCGACAUUUUCGUCGUAGAAGAACAUCACGAAGUAAUUCCGUAUUGGUUUGGAAGCAGUGGUGGAAAUUUAACGGAAAGGAAAGGCUUAACUCUGAUCCACAUUGAUGGACACAGUGAUAUGGGACUACCCCAGUAUUUCAGGAAACUCCCCUACCUCAGAUGGCCAAAGAACAGAAAAGAACUAGAUUACUACAUGCAAGAAAACGACAUGUUCAUCCUGUCGGCGGUCCUGUCUGGAAUGUACAGUAAGGUGGUGUGGGUGUGGCCGAGGUGGGAUCAGGAGAACCACGAACACGGACCACGUGAAUUGUAUUCUGCGAAGGUGGGACGGUUAAUGGUGGAUACCUCAAUCCCUAAAAUGAAGCGUAAGACCCUCUGUGUCUGUUACCAAAGUUUAAAUGUCAACCGUAAAAGUGAUAAGGUUGACUGUCGACGUCUACCGACAUCUUUGGAAGAUGAUGACGACAUUGAUGACGGGGUUGAAAUAGAUCCCAAGACGUGUAAAACUGAGAUAACGUUUUCAUACGAAGAAGUGAGAGAGGAUUUGGCGGCUGAUAUUUUUAGGCGGGAAGCAAAUACUUAUAAAGAGAAUGGGGUCAUCCUUGAUAUCGACGAGGACUUUUUUGCCUGUACAUAUGCUUCACGGCCUCUGUUAGACGCUGGUCUAACGGAGAAAGAAAUUGACUCCGUUAAUGACAUUGUCAGUGGCACACUGUGUCCGAAUAACGCCAAGGAAGAACAAGAAGCAGACGGGGUUUUCACAGAGCUGUUAGAUGACGUCAUAUCUGCUUGUUUUGGAAAAGAAAAACAAGGAGGCAGUGCUUGUCAGAAUAAAGAAGCAUCAAUUCGUGAUAAAUAUCUACAUAUACUCAAUAACAGGAAGGAACAUUUGCUGUGCGGAAAGACUUUUGACAGAAAAUGGAAUAAAGAGGAACAUCUAAAAAAUCUUGUUCACCUCCUCCUGGGUAUGAUGAAGGCGCAGAUUUUAGCCAUUAAACAUGUCGGGUUUUGUUUUACAACAAUAAAAUCACGAGGAUUAGACAUGACGAGAUCAUCAGAAUUCCAUUUGUGUACGGGUGCAAACACACCGAAUAGGUCCAUGGUCAUCGAACAUAGAACUACGUUAUUAGAAAUAAAACAGCGCACCGAGGGCCUUCAAGACAUUUUUACAGCAUUAAAGCCCAGUCUUUUGCCGUCUGUAAUAACUCUUUGUCGGUCAUCACGUGACGGCUAUGUUCCCAGAGAACUGCAGAGUCAUAUAGAAAACAAUAUCAUUAAAAGCCUGUCAUCGUCAUUUUCCGUACAAUUGAACUACGAUGUCGAACUGUUGGGUGGCAAAGAGGGGUGGUUGGAAUCGAGAGGCAUAUCAUAAAUCCAGUUCUAUGUGUUCCAUCCAAUAAUUUCUAGAGAUUUAUCAUUUGAAUUCUUAGUCAUCCUUAAGAUCCAUUGCAUUUCAUCCAAUAAAGUCAUGA